Acanthopagrus latus (yellowfin seabream) is the source of this 3818-nucleotide messenger RNA. RefSeq names its product NCK adaptor protein 1b (gene nck1b). Gene Ontology annotation, molecular function: ephrin receptor binding. NCBI's taxonomy places the organism in Eukaryota, Metazoa, Chordata, Actinopteri, Spariformes, Sparidae. The record is from RefSeq and is a predicted model, not a curated record. Gene Ontology annotation, biological process: positive regulation of translation in response to endoplasmic reticulum stress; positive regulation of endoplasmic reticulum stress-induced intrinsic apoptotic signaling pathway; negative regulation of endoplasmic reticulum stress-induced eIF2 alpha phosphorylation. The transcript is spliced from 5 exons. Bases 351 to 1526 code for a protein of 391 amino acids.
GUGCGAGGGGGCGGGAGUCGGAGUCUGAACAGCUUGUGAAGCUGCUGCUAGCUAGCCUAGCCGCGCUGCUGAGCAAUGACAUGCUUUGAUACAGAAAUGCUAUUCCAACGGGGCACAGCGUCUCAUCAGCUAGGCUAGCUUGCUGGAGUGGAAAAUUAACUGUCUGCUAGCCAGGGACCCCUGGAUAUCAUUCGUGUGCAUCCACCUCUCCAGUCUGCGUGACUCUUGAAGACGCUGAUUUAUCCCGAAAGGAGACACGAAGAGGUGGCCAUCAGAAAUCGGGUCAACAGAGACGUAUCUGAGCCCUUGAAGUUCUCAGCUUUGAUGCAGUACAGUGCACCUAGUGCAAGAUGACGGAAGAGGUGAUUGUCAUCGCCAAGUUCGACUACAUGGCCCAACAGGACCAGGAGCUGGAUAUCAAGAAAAACGAGCGCCUCUGGCUCCUCGACGACUCCAAGUCCUGGUGGAGGGUUCGAAAUGCCACCAACAAAACAGGCUUUGUGCCUUCCAACUAUGUGGAGAGGAAAAACAGUGCCAGGAAAGCUUCUAUUGUCAAGAAUCUCAAAGACACACUUGGAAUCGGGAAGGUGAAGAGCAGAAAGGGGGGGAUGAGAGACACAGCCUCCAACGCCGACACAGACAUGUACGCAGAUAACGGCGAGCGGCUGUACGACCUCAACCUGCCCGCCCUGGUCAAAUUCAGCUACACAGCUGAGCGCGAGGACGAGCUGUCUCUGGUGAAAGGAACGCGGGUGGUGGUGAUGGAGAAGUGCAGCGACGGCUGGUGGCGUGGUAGCUACAGCGGACGAUCCGGCUGGUUUCCAUCCAACUAUGUGACAGAAGACAUGGACGGGACGGCGGGGGGAGGGAGCAUGGGCGGAGACCCACCCGGAUCGCUAACAGAGAAGCUGGCGGCCGUGGUGAACAACACAGCGAACGGGAACAGAGUGCUGCACACUGUGCAGGCGCUCUACCCUUUUAGCUCAGGCAACGACGAGGAGCUAAACUUUGAGAAAGGCGAGGUGAUGGAGGUCGUGGAGAAGCCAGAGAACGACCCCGAGUGGUGGAAGUGUCGCAAAGCGGACGGACAGCUGGGCUUGGUGCCUAAAAACUACGUCACUGUGCUAGACUCCACCUCCCAUAAACCCGGAGCAGGGCCCGCCGGGCCGCCAACGCCCGACUGUGACUACAUCUCACCCUCGGGCAGCGGGCGCUUCGCAGGGAAGGAGUGGUACUACGGGAAGGUGACGCGCCACCAGGCGGAGGUGGCCCUCAACCAGAGAGGCGUCGAGGGAGACUUCCUCAUCCGAGACAGCGAGUCAUCGCCAAACGACUUCUCCAUCUCCCUGAAGGCGCAGAGCAAGAACAAGCAUUUCAAAGUGCAGCUGAAGGAAAACCUUUACUGCAUUGGACAGCGCAAGUUCAACUCUAUGGAGGAGCUUGUUGAACACUACAAAAAGGCCCCCAUCUUCACCAGUGAGCAGGGAGACAAACUGUACCUGAUCAAGGCCCUGGCUGCCUCCUGAUCCCUCUCUGUCACACACACACACACUUACACACCGGCACACACACACACACACCUAUACAUUAACUGCAUCCAUAUAUAUAUGUAUACAUUCAGAUACUUACGCCAGAACACACACUAACAUUUAAACUCCCAGCCUGAGGACUUUUAACACAUCGUCAGGACUUUAAUGCCCAGAUUUGUGAGCAUUCCAAGAGGAGCUGUGGAUAAAGCAUGGGAGAGACACGGAGGAGUGGAAAGAGGAGACAAAAGAGACUAUGGACUCCUGAGAGUUGACUACAGACCUCUUGGUCGCCUAUUUUAAAUUAUCCAGAUGUGUUAGGUCAUAGGCAAUGCCAUGUAUUUCCACCUUGAUAUCUACUAGAGUUGCAUUUAGUUUCUUUUUUUUGUUUGUUUUUUUUUGUUUUUGUUCAUAAUAUAUAAUCUUUUUAACAGUUUCUUUUUAAAAUGUGAUGAUUUUUAACUGUAUCCAACACACGACAACCACCCAUAUGAGGCAUUCUGUUAGCAGAUGUUAGCGACUUCAAAUUCUAGCCUGUAGAGGUCUACGUUUCAAAUCCUGUUCGUGUUGUCUGUCUUAAUUUGUUCUUUACGGUCGUGGACGCACUAAUCCACAACUCCUGCUAACUGCUAAUCAUGAAUAAAAAUUAAGUGACCAAAAUAUAUUUAUUGAUACAAUUCUGUUAGGAUCACGGUUGUAGAGAUCGCACGCAUCUGUUUUGUUUUUUUUUUGUUUUGUUUUUUUUUGUUUCUUUUUGUUUUUUUUGAGGGUUCCUAUUCAAACUAGUCGUUCAACUUCUCUUUUUGUACGACAGAACUGCUUGUCUCACAUAUUGCUGUAUCCAUAUCAUGUGAAUGUUAUAAAGCGGAGGCAUCGCAGACUCCGUGGGGGGGCUCAACAACCCCGUGACUUUGCAUGCGUGCACGCAAAAACAGAAUAGAGUCCUCACACCUUUUCGCACCAUCUCUUAAAAGAUUAAAUUCGACAGUCCGCGUGAGUGAUGGGGGGGGGAUAGAGGUCAUGUGAAGAGUCAAAAAGUGUUUUCCCUUCGUAGACAGCUGAUGCGUCCUCCCAGUGUUGCCAAAGGGGACGUUUCUCUGGGGGUGAGAAGGAAGCAGGGGGAGUGGGGGGAGGGGGGGUGGAGCAGACAAACCCGCCAGAAGCUGGGAGGGGGAAAUGGAGGACCCAGAGGGUGAUGUCACUGCUCCUGAAUUAGUGAUCACUGGAAGUAAUGGAGGAGUUGAAGGUCAUCCAGGGGUCAUGCUUGCAGGGGGGGAUAUAUAUAUAGAAGAUUUUCAGAAAAAAAACGAUUCCUUACAGCCAAGUUCUGGUGAAAGCAAACUUAAGAAGAACACAAAUGUGUGCAAACAGUGCGCCUAACAUGUGGUUUGUAGUUACCGUAAGGUCUCUAGUUGAAUGGGUACUUGUUUUGGGUGAAAAUGGACCAAGUAGUGUUUGAAUGUUUUGAAGGGCAGCUAAGUGCCGGCGCCUGCAAUCAAAGCUGCAGCAGCGCCGGCAGGGAGCCGCUCCAGCAGCGGGCUCAGGGAGAUGAUGAUGAUCACGAUGCUUGCGAUGAUGAGUUCUCCAGCUGUGGCCAGUUGGACCCAAGUGCAGAGAGAGAAGGCUGGGGGAGAAAGAGCGGGAGGGGGAGGAAAAGGGGAUUUCAUAGAGGAGGAAUGGAAAAAUGGACCCUAAAAAACAAAUCUAGGGAGGAGACUUGGAGAAUCUGCUCCACUAAGUAGAAUAUGUGGAUUACCGCUCCCAGUUGUACAAGGGCGGGGAAAAUGAACGGAGGCCAACGCUGAUGUAUCAUCGGUGAGGAUAAUGGAUGUUUUUUUAUGGGGGGGGGGGGGAUUUUUAAGGUCUUGUCAAUCCAGGCAUGCCCGAAACAUGGACAUGAACUUUUUUAUUUUUUUCCCCUCCAGGUGAUUGACACACUAUUCACACGAGAGCCGGAGCGUUCUCUCUUAUUUUUGGAGCGGUCACAUAUUCAUUAUUAACAGCGAAACAAUUGGCUUUCAGUUUGAUUCAUGACUGGUUUAAAAGCGGGGCUGAGCUCUAAUUAUAGAACCUGCAGUAGUGUUUGAGAUCUUAAUUUAAGCUAGACAAAAACAUUCCAGAAUUUAAAAGGAUGGCGUCGAGACUCGAUACCUGGCAGAAUUAAAACUAGAUGCUUCAAAAUGUCAGUCACAGGAAUGAUUCUCAGCGUGGCUCGACUGCUUUGUUUGUUCAUUUUAGGUCCCGAUACUACGGAAUAGGAUGAAGGCCACUGUUUAAAAAAAAAAAAAAAAA